Messenger RNA from Stegodyphus dumicola, 1224 nucleotides. RefSeq lists its product as uncharacterized. The record is from RefSeq and is a predicted model, not a curated record. Lineage: Eukaryota; Metazoa; Arthropoda; Arachnida; Araneae; Eresidae.
AUGCGUAGACUUCAAAAAGAUCCAAAUCUUCAUUUGCAGUAUAUUGAAACUUUAAAAGACUAUGAAAAUAAGAAUAUUAUAGAGAAAGUUAGAUGUCCUAAAGAACCUGUUGAUAAACCUGUGUUCUAUUUGCCACAUCAACCAGUUUUUAGAGAGGAAAGUGCAACUACAAAAAUGAGAAUAGUAUUUGAUGCAAGUUCCAGUCAUAACUUUAAGCAUUUAAGUCUAAAUGAUUGCCUGUGCCGAAAAGGACAGAGAUGCAGUUCGUUUUUUCUGUGGGAAGAAAAUGGUAAAAUUCAAGUUUACAGAUUUAAUCGUGUUCUUUUUGGUGUUACGAGCAGUCCAUUCCUUUUGACUGCUACUUUGAAAACUCACCUGAGAAAGCACUCUGAAGAAUUCCCGACUACAACAGAAUGCUUAGACCGCUGUUUGUAUGUGGAUGAUUUUAUUUCUGGAGCUGAUAAUGUGUCGGAUGCUUUUGAGAUCUCCACUCAAGCUACAUCAAUUAUGAGCCAAGCUAGCAUGGUGCUACGAAAAUGGACUACGAAUGACAAUACAUUGAUGCAGUUUUGGACACGUGAAGGUUUCGAUACACAGCCACAAGUCAACACUAUUAAAGUUUUGGGACUGUCAUGGAAUCCUGCUGAAGAUUGUCUAAUAUUGGGAAAGCAGAGCCUAGUGAACAGUCUGUCUAAAAACGAAAGUACCAAACGAUUCCUACUACGUACAAUUGGAAGGAUUUUUGAUCCGCUUGGGUUGCUUUCGCCGUUUACUAUUCGUGCAAAGUUCAUUCUACAAGUCUUAUGGAUGAAGAAAAUUUCUUGGGAUGAAGAAAUACCUGUAGAUAUACAAAAAAUAUGGCUUCAGUGGUGCUCCGAAGUUCCUGAUCUUUCAGAGUUACGAGUUCCUAGAAACGUGCUCAAUUUAAAUAUACAAGUGCCAACCGAUAUCUUAGAACUACACUGCUUCUGCGAUGCUAGCCAAAAGGCUUACGGUGCUGCUAUUUAUGCAAGAGUUGUGAAGGAUAAUAACAUCGAAGUGAAUUUAUUGGUUAGCAAGAGUCGAGUGACGCCACUAAGGAAAAUCACUCUUCCGAGACUAGAAUUACUCGGUGCUUUGCUUGCCGCCCGACUAGCGAGUAAAGUCAAGAAAACAGUGGAUUUAAAAAAAGCCCUCCUUAGUGUUCUUUUGGACGGAUUCAAAAAUAACUCUCUAUUGGAUUAA